AUGAUCUCUCAACAUGGUGAUGGCUCCUGUAUUUGGUCAUCCGCAGGCCUUGUCAAAUGGACCUGCUGCGCCAAGUCCACGAACAUGUUGAUGCCGAGGAACUUGGUGUGCACAACCGGGCCAAUCACAGAAGAGGAGGUGCUUUCGCUUUUGGAGCUCGAAGCAGAGCCAACCAAUUCUGAUGCUGCAGGCGCAGGAUGGAUUCCCAUUGGAUCGCCCGAGCUCAGUGUGGAGUACUGGCGCGACAUGCCAGGUGCCGAACCGUCCGGCAUGUUCUUCCUGAGACAUUUUCUGGUUCUUCCUGGUAUUUCACCAGCGAUCGCCAGCAAGUUCUUGCACGACGAGUCUUCAAGGAAGAAGUGGGACCCCUUAAUGGAGACGCUGGAAGAUCCGGCGGACGAGAGGGUCUGUGGCCAGUGUAACGACAUUGUCUACUUCCGGACAGACGCGCAGUUUGGAGCACUGCCUUCUUGCUGCAUGUUGCAUCGCCGACGGAAAAUGAGCCCUUGUGGCACCGCUCACUCAGCAUGGAUAUCGCGAGAUGCACCUGCGACAGAGGAGUACGGCUGCAGGACGGAAGGCGUUCGCCAAUGGGCAGAGAGGUUGCAACACUUCCGCCUACGGAGAGCCGUAGUGGGGCAUGUCGUUCGAAGUCACGAGGAUGGAUGCCGUAUCUUCACCUAUGUUCAGAUGGAGGCAACCUUUAUGCUGAUGUCACUGGGGCCACAAAUAGCUCCAAAGCUUUUUCGAGGAAUGUGCGGCGACUUCUCCCAAGCCUGCCGUGCAGAAUUGCAAAAGGAGCCGCCGGACAUUGAUGGUGAAGUCGCGGACAACGCGGGUCGAUCGGACACUGUCCAUUUUCCUCAAUUCUUUGACAUGUCAGCGGGUGACGAGACAGGCUCCACGGCAUCCGAAGCCGGAGGCUCCGAGGCCUCGUCCCACUCGGCUGGCUUGGACUUCUUGGGCAUUGUGGAGAACAAGAAGCUUGUCCCAGCUGUCUCGGCAUUUAGACGCCUUCUCAGGAAGUCAGAAAAGGGCGCGACGAGGAGGGCUAAGGCUGAGCCGCACGAAAGUCACAAAGGAGAGCCGCAUGCCGGAGGGCGGAGCGUGGAACCGGAAGGCGGCAGGCGACGGCGCUCCAGUAUGCUCCGAGAAAAGAAUCGGGAACGCCAGAGAGGCUCCAUGGAAGCUGUGGCAGAACGCCUCGGAGAAGCCGUUCGACUAAGGAGCCAGCACGUCCGGGACUCGGUGCUGGAGGUCGUCCUGGAAGAGGAGGACGAUGGAAAGGUGGCCAAGCUCGUCUCGAGUGAGGCCGAGAAGCAGGCGUCGGCAAGUGCCAGCAAGCCUUCGGCAAACGUUGCCUCCUUCGGCUCCGAGGACCCGAACACGCAGAGUGCACAGGGCCAAGAAACGGACAGCAUGUCUUCGGCUUCAGCCGCUGGUGGAGUCCAUGAAGAGGAUACCAACCGUCGCCGGGAAUCACAGGCCCUGGACUCAUUCUUCGACAGGGCACGUGUGGUUCGUCCCGAAGGUUCCUCAGCGGUUUCCACAACCACAGCGUCCUCUCGUGCCUCUAGCCCUUGCAUGGGUACGCCAUCCGCUUCCUCGCCUGCAGGUGCGGGUGCAGGUCCGGACACUGACUGCACCAAGGUGGCAAAGCCUACCUUGGCAGGUGCAGCAUGGGUCUUGACCCAACUCUGCAAGGAAACCACACAAGAGCCGGACCUCUCGGCCCUCUUACCACUUCCGACAACGGCAACGGAAGAGCCCUCGACGCGCGAGAAAGCCACCGACCAGGUGGCCACGAGAACGCUCAGAGGAUCGUUAAUGUCUGCAGAGGCCUUCAAGUUCUGCUUCCCUCAGGACAUUUGUGGAGUCCCGCUGGACUCAAAAGCGGCUCCCAAGGAUCCUGGCUGGAAGCGAUCUUCCAAUCGAAAUCGCCGAAGGGCCACGGCUGUUUGA
Molecule: messenger RNA, 1962 nt
Organism: Symbiodinium necroappetens
Lineage: Eukaryota; Dinophyceae; Suessiales; Symbiodiniaceae
Source: the annotation of a GenBank genome assembly